Messenger RNA from Adelges cooleyi (spruce gall adelgid), 1595 nucleotides. RefSeq names its product RING finger protein 37. The record is from RefSeq and is a predicted model, not a curated record. Gene Ontology annotation, cellular component: nucleus. The transcript has 2 exons. Gene Ontology annotation, biological process: protein polyubiquitination. Gene Ontology annotation, molecular function: ubiquitin-ubiquitin ligase activity; ubiquitin protein ligase binding. NCBI's taxonomy places the organism in Eukaryota, Metazoa, Arthropoda, Insecta, Hemiptera, Adelgidae. Bases 215 to 1330 code for a protein of 371 amino acids.
AAUUUUAAUAUUUUUGAUGAUGUAAAGUUGCCAUUGGUCUUACCAUUUUAAGCUAUUACAAUUUACAAAUUAACAAAACUAAUUUCUAGUAAUUCGUUUAAUAAUAUAUUAUUUAAUUGUUAUUUGUAAACUUUUCAGUAUUACUCAUAUAACUGUCCUCCGAAAAAACUUGUUAACAUGUAAAUUUAAGAAACAGUUUUUGUUAUUUGUUAAAAUGUUGGUAAACAUUUGCGAUCCUGUUUUCGAAACAAACAUUCAGUUGGAUGGUAGCUGUAUAUCGCAUGAAGGUUAUUCUGUGGAUAAUCUCAUUUCACCUGAUAACCAAUUGCGUAAGAAAGGAUUUUUAUGCGAAACGUUUAUUCGGCCACCAAUUAGUUUAACAGUGAGUUUUCCAUUAGCUUUCGAUAUCAAGUCUGUGGUAAUAGGCACUAGAGUAGGUGGUCAAAAGUCUACAGGAUUUCAAAUAUCGUCUGGUCGUAAUGAUAGUAUACAAAAAAUCUGUUCAACUGUAACAGAGAAAGAAACACUAGUAUUCCACGAUAACAAUUCAGACCUCAAAUCGUAUGGAAAUAAUUGUGAUCUUUGUUGUUUCAAUAUUUCAGCUAGUAGACACAUUAGGUCUGCACUAAAGUUAUGUUUACGGAUAUUUAGGACAGCUAAUUCAAUACCAGCAAUCGGCAAGUUAGAAAUAUGGGGCACUAUUUCAUUGGCGGUGCCUGAAGAACAGCGACAAGUAUUAGAGAAUCAGUGGAAAGAGAGUAAAAACCAAUCUACGGGUACCGGUAUUAUCCAUGUUACACCGAUUGCAGCUAUUGAUCCUACGAUAUCGAAAAAUAUAAGUGAUAGCUUUACUAUACCUGAAGAUUUUUUCGAUUCCAUCACAUGCGAAGUAAUGAUUUGUCCAAUGGUGUUGCCAUGUGGCAAGUAUGUCGAUCAAUCAACUAUAGAAAAAUGUAUACAACACGACAAAAUGUUUGGACGUACUCCUAGCGAUCCGUUUACUGGAAUACCAUUUAGCGCAAUAUUAAAACCAACACCUGUGCCUGAAUUAAAAGGACGAAUGGAUGCUUUUAUGAUGAAAUACUCAGAUAAUGAAAACGUAAAACACUUACCGCGAGUUUUGGGUAAACAUAGUAUCAGCUUUUAUAGCGAGAGAAAUGUUAAACUUCCCAAAUUACAAUGCAGUGCGUGUGAUGAAGACAAAAAUCUUUAUAAUUUACCCUGUCAGCAUGUUCAAUGUAGAAAUUGUCUAAAGGACUUGACAUGUAAUGUUUGUCACAAAAGCUGUGAUCGAAGUCAAAUAAAAAAAUAUCAUCAUCGUCACUCUUGAUUUUUUUUCAUUGUUUUAUGUCAAAUCUUUUGAUAAUAAAUACAAGGGUGGUCGUGUUUGUAAAUGAAUCGUUGUAUUGUAAAUAGUAUAUUUGACUUUUUUUAUAUUUAAAUUCCAAUUAAUAUUUUACUUGUACCUAUUAAUAUUGUGAAAAAAUGUUGUUGUACAUACAACGCAAUAAGUUAACUGUUAAGUAUUAAGUUUUAACUGUGAUAUAAAAUAAAUAAUUUUUAGCUUCUAUGCGAUGCUGAAAAGAUUCAUUUUA